This is a messenger RNA of Maudiozyma saulgeensis, 1392 nucleotides long. The record is from the annotation of a GenBank genome assembly. Lineage: Eukaryota; Fungi; Ascomycota; Saccharomycetes; Saccharomycetales; Saccharomycetaceae.
AUGCCUCCUAGAGUAGUAGCAAGUGACUCUGAUGAUGAAGAUGAUAUCAAUGUAUCGAGCCGUAGGCAGAAGAGACAAGUUCACUUUGACUCCAAUGCUGAGGAACCAAAAAAGGAGAAAGACGUUGAUCUACUAGAAGAUAAUGAGGGAAGACUGAAUAAACAGAAGAAAAGAAAGAGGAAGAAAACUCAAGGGAAUGAGAACCUUCAAGGUACAAAUGGUGGUUAUGCAUGGGAAGAUGAAAUUAAGAGAAGUUGGGAUUUGGUUACCGUCGAUGAGGAGGCAGAUAUGACCUCCUUGGUUGCCAGUUUAAUUGACGCAAGAAAGAAACGUGCAGCUAAAAGGAGUGUAACACCUUAUCAGCGUGGUAUUAUUAGAACAUUAAUUUUGACGUUGGAUUGCAGUGAAAGUAUGACAGAAAAGGAUUUAAGACCUACCAGACAUGCAAUGAUGAUUCAAUACUCCAUAGACUUUAUUCAUGACUUUUUUGACCAAAACCCAAUAUCGCAAGUUGGUAUAGUUAUAAUGAGAAAUGGACUUGCUCAACUGGUCAGUCAAGUGAGUGGCAACCCACAAGAUCACAUUGAUGCAUUAAAAAAAAUUAGAAAGCAAGAGCCGAAAGGAAACCCAUCCUUACAGAAUGCUUUGGAAAUGGCUAGAGGGCUACUUUUGCCUAUUCCGUCUCAUUGUACUAGGGAAGUGCUAUUGAUUUUUGGUAGUUUAUCAAGCACAGACCCUAGCGAUAUACAUCAAACUAUCACAUCUCUGGUGGAGGAAAGAAUACGUUGUAAGGUUAUUGGGUUAUCUGCUCAAGUAGCCAUCUGCAAAGAAUUGUGUAAACAAACAAAUUAUGGUGAUGAAUCAUUCUAUAAAAUUUUGUUGGAUGAAACUCAUUUUAAGGAACUUUUUGAUGAGGCUGUGGUCCCAUUGCCAGUUAACAGGAUUAAUAAGGGGUUCACAUUGGUCAAGAUGGGGUUCCCAACUAGGGUAUAUGAGGAUACGCCGACUUUUUGCUCAUGCCAUUCAAGAUUAGUAUAUGGAGGGUAUUUCUGUCCAAAUUGCCAUAAUAAAGUUUGUUCAUUACCUACUGUUUGUCCAUGCUGCGAUUUGAUGUUGAUCUUAUCUACACAUUUGGCCAGAUCAUAUCAUCAUCUAAUGCCAUUAAAGACAUUUAGUGAAGUCCCAGUUGAAGAUGGAGUCUUUCCGACAGAAAAUUGUUUCAGUUGUCAAAAGAGUUUCCCAACAUUGAGAAAUAAUAAAACCGGGAAAUUGUUAACCAGUUCACGUUAUAGAUGUUCAGAUUGCUCUCAAGAUUUUUGCAUAGAUUGUGAUGUCUUCAUUCAUGAAAUACUUCACAGUUGUCCUGGUUGUGAAUCCAAACCAACCAUAUAA